AUGAGUGCGCUCAUUCAUAGUCCUGACCGAUUUAUUGAGUUGCCAUUUCGGCGCUGUGAAAAAAAUAUCCCAGAAUGGGAACUAUGUGCCAAAUACAUUGCCACCAACCAUUCAAGCAACAACACUACCACUAUAAAAAAUGCCAUUAAAACCAUGACGGACAGUCACAACCUGAUUGCGAAGGUUUGCUUGCCGGAAACGAAGAGCCCCCCAACUGAAGGGUUUAUACACAACACUCUGAAGCCCUAUUGUAAUCUAAUUGUCAUGGCUCAGGCCCAUCUACCUCUUCAUUCUGCUAAGGUUAGUAAAAAUCUUAAAUUUUUAUGGAGGGAUAGCUUCAAGGAAGGGUUGAAAUACGAGUCUUUGAACGCGAAUGUGGAGUUAGUGAGUUGUAUUUACAACUUGGCCGCUUCGUACACCUACGUAGCUGCUCAUCAAGUUCAAAAAGGAACCAUAGAAAACAUCAAAGAGGCUUUUAAAAACUAUCAAAACGCAGCGGGCUACUACACCAUGGUUAAGGAUCUAUUGUUCCGAGUACCACCAGAAUUUCGUAACAAAGGUGAUAUCAAGCAGGAAUCGCUGGAACUGCUGAUCAAAAUCUGUCUGGCCGAAGCCCACCAUUGCGGCUACUUGAAGGCAGAAGAGGCGAUGAAGGAUAAUCAAGAAAUGCUCGCUAGGAUCGCUAGGGAAGGUGCAAAGAUGUUUUCGGAGGUUCAUGCACUGAUGGUUUACUCAAUCUGGUAUCAGGAAAAAAACCAUCUCGCCAAAAAAAUGGAGGUUCUUAUGAGCGUUGAUACUUGCAUCUUCGAGGUAAGGGCUUGCCUUCAUCUAGCGGUUAAGUACGAGGAAGACUCCAAGAUGGGUGCUGCGAUUGGCUAUUACAAUAAGGCCCUUAGAUUCCUUGACAAGCUCCCGAAAAUUUCAUCCGAUAGUAUGGCGAUGUGGGUAGAUAGUGUGACUAAAAAUGUUAAAACUGCUUACAAGAAAGCACAGGACAUGAAUGCCUCUGUGUAUUAUGAAAAAGUUCCCAAAGAGGUUCCUGACGUCGAUGGCUUACCGCGGCCACUGGGUUCCGUCAUCGAACAUACAAGCUUCAUUAACAGUGCCUUUAUCCGUGAAGGGGAUCCGUUUUUUGGUAUUGUUCCCUUUCAUGUCUCGAGUUUGGCAAUUAAGUGGCGCGAAAAUGAGCGCCGGCGCGUCAAGACCUAUGAGGAUGCUGCAAUUGAAAGUUGUGAGUCAGUGCGAACUAAAAUGCAGCAGCUGAAUGUCAUUUCCAUUAUCCAGACGCUAUCUGGAGAUUCACAGGACUAUCAACACAUACCAGAGCCGCUGCGGAGCAAGAUUCUCAACCUACGCAUCGGACCUGAAGGUCAGGUAGUAAGCGUGGCCCAAAACAUUCUUGAUCUCGUUAAUGUCGGCAAACAAUUACAGACAGCAUUAAACAGAAAGCUACAAGAAAUUUUGGAGGUGUUUGAUGAAGAAAAAGCAAAGGAUGAGAGACUUUCGAAUUCGUACGGAGAGAAGAUGUGGCGUGCAGUGUGCCCGGCGCUGGUGCAAACCCUUGAAUAUAACUCCAUCAUGGCCGCUUACAAUAUGCAUAAACAGAACUUUGACAAAUAUGUAUCGGAUCAACUAAAUCGUGGUAUGCAAACUUUGGAUCAAAAUCUACGCGAUAUUGCUCGCUUAGAUUGGAAAAUAAGUGAUCUAGAUUCUUUAAUGCCCUUUGUAGCGGCUAACAAAGUACAUGAAUGGUCCACCAAGGUUAAAAAGUAUGUUGAUAAACUCAAACAAGUUAUGUCUGACGUUGAAGCGACAGAACGUGAUCAAAAGGCAGCGCAGAAUGCACUACGAGAUCUUUUAGACUCAGACGCUGUUGUUGUUGGCUUAUCAGCUGUCGAACCUGCUGAGCAAAAUACCGUUUUGGAGAACGAAUCCCGCUCUAUCUCAGAUGGAAUUUCAAAAAUUAUGGACACAACACACACACAACCUGAGUUGGUUAUCCAAGCCGAGAAUAUUAUAGUCGAGCUGUCCACACUGCAGAGUAUUGAUCCACUCGCGCAAGAAAUUCAAAAGGUCACCAAUGACCUGGAAAACGCGUGUAAUAUCUAUAAGGAACUUUUUAAUGAUUUUAAAAACAUCGCGCAGUAUGCCUCUAGAAUAAUGAACGAAGUCGAAGACACACUGUUGACUCUCAAAUCCUUCAUAAAAAAACGUCACGUUCAGGCUCAGGAGUUUCAGGAACAGCUAGAUGCGCAAAUCCAAGCAAAGAUGAAGGAGCUGAAGAAUAUCGAAAGCGAACUAUCCUGUUCACGAAAACGACAGGAAGAGAUUUGUGCGCAAAUGGAGCAGCUACAAAGGUCACCACUAUCCUCGCAGCAGCAGCAUGAAUCCAUGACGUCGAUGCCGCCUUUGCCUUUUAAUCCGUAUGGUUACCCCAUAACCAACAAUGGACUACCAUCACAGCAGAUUCAUGCGAUGUAUUUCCCCCCCCCUCCCUCAGGGGGACAAAGCGUUUAUGAAAACCCACCACCCGAUUACAACUCUCUCUCGAGCAAUCCAAUCCCUUCCGAAUCUUCAAUGUAUGAACCUCCGCCAUCUCUCUACACUUUUCCUUCACUGGCAGAUAUACCGAUAAGUACAUAUACCCCUAAUAUCGUCACCAAUGCAGGGACAAACAACACACGAAGUGCACAAGCCUUCCCUCAUGAUCACUCCUGCACUUGA
Molecule: messenger RNA, 2724 nt
Organism: Phytomonas sp. Hart1
Lineage: Eukaryota; Euglenozoa; Kinetoplastea; Trypanosomatida; Trypanosomatidae
Source: the annotation of a GenBank genome assembly